This is a messenger RNA of Branchiostoma belcheri (Belcher's lancelet), 2355 nucleotides long. RefSeq names its product DET1 homolog. Gene Ontology annotation, cellular component: nucleus; cullin-RING ubiquitin ligase complex. Gene Ontology annotation, molecular function: ubiquitin-like ligase-substrate adaptor activity; ubiquitin protein ligase binding. Bases 77 to 1813 code for a protein of 578 amino acids. The transcript is spliced from 4 exons. The record is from RefSeq and is a predicted model, not a curated record. Gene Ontology annotation, biological process: positive regulation of proteasomal ubiquitin-dependent protein catabolic process; protein ubiquitination. NCBI's taxonomy places the organism in Eukaryota, Metazoa, Chordata, Leptocardii, Amphioxiformes, Branchiostomatidae.
GUAAGGGGUCAACCAAACAGUGAGUAUGGCGGCUAGCAGACGAGACAGUGACUUAAUGCCUGGCAAGUGAUGAUCAAUGGCAGAUCCCGCUAAAGCUUUCUGUGAGGGGGAGGCAGGAUGGGAAGAGAUGGAAGGUCCCACUAAUUCUUUUGGCGCUGAAAGCUUUGCAGACUUCAUCAAGGUUCGGCGCAUACCCAACCAGAACAUUGUCCACAGGCUGCGCCAGAGGGAGACCCACGUUGCUUACCCAGGCACAAACUGGCAUAUCGCUCGCUCUUUUCACCAAAACUUGUUCCCCAACUUCACCAUCGUCAAUGUCGAAAAGCCGCCAUGUUUUUUGCGAAAGUUUUCGCCAGACGGGAAGCACUUUAUUGCCUUCUCCUCUGACCAGACUUCGAUUGAAAUCUACAAAUUUCGCGGAUCGCAUGCAGCAGAAAACAUCCUGUUCAGUCGAGAGGGAGAGCUGCUGUCUGGAGCCGACGCCAGCAACAGUGCCUCUCAGAUACGGGCGUGUCUGUUCGACACCUUCUUUGAACUUCUACAUACCACGAGUGUAGCACCCAAUGGAGAACAUCUCAACAGAGAGUGCAGUCUCUUCACUGAGGACAGCAGAUACGUUAUUGUGGGAUCAGCCAUGUAUGUUCCAGAGGAACCUUAUCCCUACUUUUUUGACAUGUACCAGAAUAACGAAUCCGUGGCCCCCAACCCUCGCUCUCCACUAGAAGACUAUUCUCUCCACAUUGUGGACAUGCACACCGGCAGACUGUGUGACACCAAACAGUUCAAGUGCGACAAAAUCUUUCUCUCACACAACCAAGGCCUCUACUUGUACAGGAACAUCCUUGCCAUCCUCUCCGUCCAACAACAGACCAUACAUAUAUUCCACAUCGGGGAGGAUGGCUACUUUGUUGGAGUUCGGAGUAUCGGCAGGUUCUGCUAUGAAGAUGAUGAGUUGAUGUUGUCUCAUGUUAGACAGGAGUUUAACCCCACCCAACAGCAAGUGAGACCCUUUAGGGAAACUGCCAUCAACUGCCUGAAGCACAGACUGCUGGUGUACCUCUACAGUAGAGCCAAGCAGGACGGCUCUCCCUUCGCCCUGCGGCAGUUUUUCCAGUACUUUGACCAGUUCUGCAUGUUGAGGAUGUGGAAGAUGCAGCUGCUUGAUGAGAACCACCUGUUGAUCAAGUAUGCCAGCGAGGAUGUGGUCACACUUCGGGUCCAGGACCCCAACUCCCAGCCUUCGUUCUUCGUAGUGUAUGACAUGAUGUCGACAAAUGUGGUAGCGGUGUUCGAGAACACGUCAGAGGAACUGCUGGAGUUGUUUGAAAAUUUCUGUGACUUGUUCAGGAACGCAUCUCUUCAUUCACAGCCUGUUCACUUCACCUGUUCUGCAUCGAGCAACAUAUACGCUCGACAGAUACAGAGAAGAUUUAAACACACCAUCAUCCAUGCCAAAUAUGGUGGUCAGACGGAGGCGGUGAAGCGUCUGCUGGCCCAGCUGCCCAUCAGUGCCCAGUCCUACAGCAGCAGUCCCUAUCUGGACCUGUCACUCUUCAGCUAUGACGACAAGUGGGUGUCCGUCAUGGAGAGGCCAAAGGCUUGUGGGGACCAUCCCAUCAGGUUUUAUGCGAGGGACUCUGGUCUACUGAAGUUCAAGAUCCAGGCAGGCAUGCCGGGGCGCCAGACACCUCCCACCGCUCGGCGCCUGGUUGCCUUCACGUUCCACCCGUACGAGCCGUUCGCCAUCUCCGUGCAGAGAACAAACGCUGAAUAUGUAGUUAAUUUCCAUGUCAGACACUGCCCCUCAGACUAAUAUCUCUGUAUGUAAUGAAUAUUGUUGGUGCUACUGUAGCUUGUUUAUCUUGUAGGUCUUAAUGUAGGAAGAUGUUCCACCAGUUGUGUAGUACACUUGCUAUCCAUAUCUUUGUGUUGUGCCAUGACUUUAUAUUUGUAACUUAAACAUACCACAUAUUACAUGCUGCACAUUCCAAAUAUAUGUUUACUUGCUGUAUUGUAACUUGAUAGUUUUUUAUUCAUGGAGUUUUAUUCAUGGAGUUUAUGAGGUCUUUCUGUACAAUAUAAAGUCCAAUACAGUUUAUGUAUUAUGCACUCCAUGGUGCAGUUUAGUGUAAACAUAUUUUCGCUUGUGAAAGUCAAUCAAGUCCUACAUGAAGCACAGCACUGUCUCUUUCUGUUCAAGUCUUGUUUUUCUGGCAUAGUGGAGACCUCAUUGUUAAAAGCUUUCAGCAUGAUAAAUUGUCAACUGCAUACUCUUAGUAGUAUGCAAUUUUCAGCCAAGAGUCUAGAGAAUAUAAAUGUUACAAGCCAGUAUAAUAAAGUACUAGUACCUGUUUU